Messenger RNA from Prunus armeniaca (apricot), 621 nucleotides. The record is from the annotation of a GenBank genome assembly. NCBI's taxonomy places the organism in Eukaryota, Viridiplantae, Streptophyta, Magnoliopsida, Rosales, Rosaceae.
AUGUCAGGCGACAAUACGUUUGAGGUGACGGACGAUUUUGUAGAAGAUACCUUUGAUAAGCUUUUAAAGCUUAUUUGGGAGAAUGAUCUGGAGCUGUCUAAAGAGAAGCCUAAGACAGUUAUGGGGCAUCAACUAUAUGUUAGUCAGGGCAAAAAGGAAACUUCUUUUCUGAAUUUCGUGGAUGUGUGCAAGAAGAUGCAUAGGCAGCCAGAUCACGUCAUGGCUUUCUUGCUUGCCGAACUGGGGGCAAGCGGAUCACUUCAUAAGCAACGGAGGUUAUAUGUGGAUGGAAGCUUUCCUGCAGAGGACUUUGAGGAAAUACUGCGGCGAUAUGCCAUUGAAUAUGUCUUUUGCGUUGGGUGCAAAAGUCCAGACACUACACUUUCAGAGGAUAAUUGUCUAUUCUUUCUCCGAUGCGAGAAGUGUGGUGUCGUGCAAUCAGUUGCUCCUGCCCAGGACAAGGUGGCCGCCGAUAUUUCCCCUUUUGAUCCUACUGAAAAGAAGAAAAAGAAGAAAAGGAAGAAAAAGCAGAAACAAGUGCGCGUCGGUGAGGAUGAAGAAGGAAUUACAUGGCCGGUAAGUAUGCAAGGUGACGCGCUCCAGAUGUUUCAUUCUGGGUGA